AUGUCCAUACCUUCCUCCUCUAGCAUAUCCACAGCUCCUACAACAAGCCAACUUGUAUUUGCCCUCACUAAUGUCUAUUCUCAGUUCAGUUGUAAACUCUUUGUUGAUGGUUUCAAGUAUAAGCUAUUGAAACGUAUUAGUCAAGACAUGUACAAGGGUGCUAAAGUGUAUGGUCAUAUCAAUGCCAAAUCCCUUCCCAAAGAUGAUGAUGAAUUUUGUCACUCUUUAAAGAAUUUGGAUGAAGCACUUGCGAAUUGUGAUUCAAAAAGUGAUGAGAUAGAACUCAUAAUGCAAAUUCUCCAUCAACUACCACCAUCCUAUCAUAUCAUUUUGGAUAUCAUCACUAAUAUAAAGUGUUUCCCUUCAUUCCUUAAGGCUAAGAACAUGCUACUCCUCCACGAAUCACGAGAAGAAUCGAUUGAUCCAACCAGUGAUUCUAUACUCACAUCUUCCGCUGCACUAUUCUCAUCUGCACCCACCAAUGGAAAAUCAAAAAAUAAAUUUAAUAAGGUUGAAUGUAAUGAACGAUUUGCUUCCAAGGGAGGGGGUAGUUCUAAUGUUUCCGCUAGCUCUAAUUUUUUUUUUCCAGUUACACCGGGCGUUCAAGGUCAAAAUCAUGCUUACUUUAGAACUCAUUCUGCAUUCGGAUCUGCCACGGGACACCAACUGGGUCUCCUCGGACUAGCUCCUCCUCCUGCUGUCGCUAAUGCCUUCUCAUGA
Molecule: messenger RNA, 720 nt
Organism: Lactuca saligna
Lineage: Eukaryota; Viridiplantae; Streptophyta; Magnoliopsida; Asterales; Asteraceae
Source: the annotation of a GenBank genome assembly